Marasmius oreades (fairy-ring Marasmius) is the source of this 1281-nucleotide messenger RNA. RefSeq lists its product as uncharacterized. NCBI's taxonomy places the organism in Eukaryota, Fungi, Basidiomycota, Agaricomycetes, Agaricales, Marasmiaceae. The coding region runs from base 1 to 1281 and encodes 426 amino acids. The transcript is spliced from 3 exons. The record is from RefSeq and is a predicted model, not a curated record.
AUGACUUCCUACCUGAAAAGCAUUUUCGGAGUGCGUUCGUCCUCAAAAUCCUCUGAAGGCCGCUCCAAAUCCCACUCUCGUUCACACUCUGUACCAACAAUCCAAACGACGAAUACUAGUGGACCAGCAGUACCUCCCAAUUACAUCUAUACGACCGUUGCUCCUUCCUCCACUUCGAACCAUGGUCAUAGUCCAACGUGUCCGCCGACAAGACCUUCUCCUUUACGUUACAAUACAUACGAUGCUUCUACUAUGAAGAACCUGAAGCAUCACGACCGUUCAUGCUCGUCAGGCUCAUCCGCUUCUGUUUCGGCGCGUUCACCAUCUGGGACUGUCAGCUACAAAUCAGGAGACAAUUACUUUCCAUACCCCAUAUACACACCAUCAUCAUCCCACCAUUCCAACUCGCGUUCGAACUCCAACUCUUCCAUCUAUCCUUCUUCGGUCUCGAGCCACCACAGCAAUCAAAGCCAUGGAAGUCAUAGCCAGCACAGUCAUCACAGCCAUCACAGCCAGUAUCCCCCGGCUCCCCCUCGCACUUCAAGCUCAGGAAGCGUCACUUCUCGUCCUGCGCUUAAACAGACUCAUACGUGGCAUGGCGGUAUUAAGCAAGAUGGCCCCCGUCCUCACGUAUCUUUUGUCAACCCCAAGCGACCGAGAACCCUGAACAUGCAUCCACUCCUCGCAUCAAGUGCCCAUAACCGCGCUCCCAUCUCAUACGACGUGAUGUUCUCACCAAACUCCUCGACUAUCGUUGACCGAAGCACAAGGACAACCGUUCCAUCACAUACGUUGGGUCAACCAUGCACUGAUCCUCCGACGCUUGGAAAGUUGGUAUUGAGAAGCGAUAAGUUCCCAUGGGCCGUAGUCGUUCAUGCCGGAAUUGGAAUCGCUUCGAGCGGUACCGGUACCGCAGUCCCUGUAAAGUCACCUGCAAAGUUCUACCUCGCCGGCGGCGGUGGUGGUUCAACUUCAAAUUCUAAUUCCAACUCUCUCUCUGCUCAUACCCGCGUUAGCAAUCUCGAUCUCAUACACGCGAUACACAACACACUCUCCACUCGUGUGACCAAGGAGGAGUGGGAUGCGCUUGGUUCGGGUAGUCGGGCGCAAAGUAAGGUGACGAAAGCGUAUGAGCGGAGAUGUCGUGCCUUGCGCGGUGGAUGGGAUCAGGGUGUUAAGAGGAUUGAUUGGUUGGGUGAGAAAACGAGGUUGAUUGGCGUUGAAGUUGAUAAAGCGGCGAGUGAGACGGGUGUCGCUAAGUUGGUGUUUGGUAAACCAUGA